This is a messenger RNA of Macaca mulatta (Rhesus monkey), 1586 nucleotides long. It is a transcript of the gene DPEP2NB, whose product is annotated as DPEP2 neighbor. NCBI's taxonomy places the organism in Eukaryota, Metazoa, Chordata, Mammalia, Primates, Cercopithecidae. The record is from RefSeq and is a predicted model, not a curated record.
AGGCAGUGGCAAAGGGAACCCGUAGGGCAGUUACACUUUGCGUGUGUCCAGAUCUCACUUGUCCUUCAAGUCCAGCUGGAAGGAGCCUUCCAUGAUCCCUUUGUCCAUCCCAAUCUCUGCCUCUCCUGCUGUUGAUUGUUUAGCACCAGUGCGUGGCUACCUAUCUAUCUCUUAGAUUAAUCUUGCCUCUCCAGUUCAUCUCAGAAUUUAGAUUUCUGUUGCCCUCCUGUGGUCACUGGAACUUGCACCAGCCAACAGAUGUGCCCCACAGAGUGGCUACUAGGCAUUUGUAGGGAGGGCUGGAUGGGAGGGCCCAAGCAGGAUUCCUCUCUAUCUCUGCCCUGCUCUCCUCCACAAAACCCUGAAGGCCCAAAGCCUGCCCCUUAGGUCACAGAUUCCUUAUGUGACUUCACUGGGUAGUGAUGACCUCACAAGCUUUCACAGUUUCCAUGGCAGCGUGACUACACACCUGUGUCCUAGGGAAACCUCCCUACCAUUUCUCUGUGAGAUACCAAUCUGGUUGGUUGGCUGAGAGACAAUGUCUGACCGGAUCCUCUAUAUUCUCUCUAACAUGUCCUCUGUCCCCUGGGAGGGCAGCGCAGCAGCUGCAGUGCCUGCCACUUCUCCUCCCACACCUGGGCACUACCAUGUUCUCUACCGAGGGUGUGGGGAAACUCAGGUAGGCUGGCAUGGGGAGACGUACUGCCUGGUUGGUGGCUACCGGGCCUAUGGGGAUACCCCUUUGGCCACCUCAACAAAGGCUGAAGCAGAGAAGCCAGCCCCCAGCCGUGCUCCCAAGAGACGUCAAGCUACAACAGAGUCAGAUAAAGACCUCGGUUGCUCUAGCCCCAAAAUUCGGCGCUUGGAGUAUAGUGGCAGGAGACUGACCCCACAGAAGCUUGCUGGAUGAGCCAUUUGGGAGAAAGGACAAAUGUUUAGCUGUCUGAGACAGCUAAUGCCUCUUCUGCAGUGACCUCCCCUGCCCACCACUGCAGAUAGCGCCUGAGUCAUUCUACCUAAGCCUUCCUCAUCCAGAAGCCCCCUUCCAUGCUAACUACCCAUGGGCAAGGAGCCUCAGAAACUGUGGUUUAAAAUGAGAGGUUGCUUUGAAUAUCCCAACGCUGAAGCUGGCCUGGAAGAAAACCUGAUGUUCCUCUAUUCAUCUCUCCAGAGUCCCUUUUUGGGCAGAAGAAAGAAAAAUCUGUACUCUUGCUAGCCAAGGAGUCAACUGCAGAAAGAGGGUGCAGCAUAGCCUAGCAGGGGCCUGGUCUACCAGAUGGGCUUUUGCUUUGAGUUACUGCCAGCAACUACCAGCACAAACCAGGAGGGCCAGGACUUGCUGAAACUGGAAGCAGCAGCCCAUGGCUAGUCACAGCAGGAGAAAGGCUCCUGCUGGGCAUCUCAGGAGGUAGAAGAAAGAGACCUAGGGAGACCUGCCACCUACAUCAAGAGCAAUAUGGAGGAAGUUGAGUAACAUCCCCCCUGAAGCUCACGUGUUCCUUUACUUCCUCCCCAUUAUGGCCCCAGUGAGGUCCCUACUGCUCAAUUUUUUAAAAAAUGAUCUAAAAAAUUAUUUUUCCAUAACA